UGCCAUGCCUUUCGAGUUUCGACGUUACAUACAGAACAAAAUUAUUUGCGACAAGCUUUCAACCGUCCUAUUUGAUCCGGAGGUGGAGGAGUGGAUCUGACAAAAAUUCAGGCUAAUCAUGGGCACCUAAUGUGAAUGUAAUUAUCCAGGUCCGAGUCCGACCCAUUCAUCUCACAACCGGAAUGAAUGAAUCGGCGUGGAUGGAGCACUGCGGCCGGAAAACAAAACUGAUGUGCACGAGAAAGCGGCGUCGCAUAUAAGCGGAGUAGAAGGAUGUAAACUCAAUUUGCUGAAUGAAUAAAUUCUCAUCUCUUAGCAGUUAGCACCGACAUAGAUACAUAAAUUCUCUUUCUCUCUCUCCUCUGCCUCUCUUCCAGGAUUCCGAUCUGCCUGUUGAAGUCUUCAAGCGCGUAACUGAUCCGUAGAAGUUUCACGUUUCCAUAGUUCAGAUCUGGUCGAGUCAACUCAAGCUCAAAGAAUCCCGGGCUAUAGGUAGAAGGAUUUGAAUUUUGCGCUUCUUCCCUCUUCCUCAAUUUCUUUUGUCUCUGUUCAAAGUACUGGAUUUUUCUUUCUUUUCCGAUACAAUUUUUGAGGUUUAGGGAUCUCCAAUUCUGUAGUCGGCAUCGAGUUUUCAUUGUACAAUCUCAUUAAAGCUGGGAUUUAGCUGCUCCUUAUAUAGGAUUUUGUUCUACAGAUUUCGUCAUUUUAAAUGAGAUUGAACAGAUUGGAGCCAUUUUCAUUGGAAAAUUUGUAGUUGUACAGCCAUAUGAGCUCUUGCCGCAGACAGUUUCUUUCCUUAGUCUCGAAGGGAGAGCGUACCAAAUAUUAGUUGGUGCUACAUACUAUCUCGUAGAACUGGUUUUUUUGGGGCUUACAGUUACUACAUUUUAGAACUGGUGCCCAUUAGCUUGGACGCAGUAGUCACCUCGAAAGGCACAACGCACAAUGCCGUCAUCUCUUCAUCAAAGACAACAGCAGCAGCUUCUGGCGGAUCCUUAUCCAAUUUCACCACGUUCUACGAGCGGUUACCAAAGAUCUAUCUCUCCCUUCAGCCGAACUGGCCUUCUCAUAUUUCUGUCUCUUAUGGUAGUUCUGGGUGUUCUUUUCCCGUGGAUGGACAUGAUGGAAAGUUUCAUUUCAGCCGGUGGGAGCUCGCUUUCGAAAUGGCGGGAUUACACGCUGGCCCAGGCUGUGUCUUUUGUGGCAAAAAAUGGAACAGUUAUUGUCUGCGCUGUGAGCCAGCCUUACCUGCCGUUUCUAAAUAAUUGGUUGAUCAGCAUUUCCAGGCAGAAGCAUCAGGAGCAGGUACUUGUUAUUGCUGAGGAUUAUGCGACCCUCUACAAGGUAAAUCAAAAAUGGCCCGGUCAUGCCGUUCUCAUCCCGCCUGUACCCGAUACUCAGACAGCUCACAAAUUUGGAUCUCAGGGAUUCUUCAAUUUUACAUCCCGCAGGCCUCGCCACCUUCUGCAGAUUUUGGAGCUUGGAUAUACUGUUAUGUAUAAUGAUGUCGAUAUGGUCUGGUUGGCAGACCCGUUUCCCUAUCUCCAAGGCUAUCACGAUGUGUACUUCACAGAUGAUAUGGCUGCAGUGAAACCUUUGAAUCACUCUCAUGAUUUGCCACCUCCAGGGAAGAAAGGGCGCACUUAUAUUUGCAGCUGCAUGAUUUUCCUGCGACCAACUAGUGGAGCAAAGCUGGUCAUGAAGAAGUGGAUUGAAGAACUCCAGGAUCAGCCAUGGUCCAAAAUAAAGAAAUCCAAUGACCAACCUGCCUUCAACUGGGCUUUAAAUAAAACUGCUGGACAGGUGGAUUUGUAUCUGCUGCCACAAGCAGCAUUCCCAACAGGAGGACUGUAUUUCAAGAACAAAACAUGGGUCGAGGAGACUAAGGGGAUGCAUGUCAUCAUCCAUAAUAAUUAUAUCACAGGCUUUGAGAAGAAGAUAAAGCGGUUCCGUGAUUUUGGGCUCUGGCUAGUGGAUGAUUAUGUCCUUGAGUCACCACUUGGCAGGAUAUGACAAAUGGAUGAACUCCUUAGCAGAACCAGGAAGGCUAUUCUUCACUGUAGGCAUUUGAAGCUUAUUGAAUACUGUAACUAUUGGCUCUGAUAAGAUCAGUAAACCAUGGAAGA
Messenger RNA from Nelumbo nucifera (sacred lotus), 2126 nucleotides. The record is from RefSeq and is a predicted model, not a curated record. Lineage: Eukaryota; Viridiplantae; Streptophyta; Magnoliopsida; Proteales; Nelumbonaceae.